Molecule: messenger RNA, 2555 nt
Organism: Stegastes partitus (bicolor damselfish)
Lineage: Eukaryota; Metazoa; Chordata; Actinopteri; Pomacentridae
Gene: camk1gb
Product: calcium/calmodulin-dependent protein kinase IGb
Exons: 12
Coding region: 138-1577 (479 amino acids)
Biological process (GO): protein phosphorylation
Molecular function (GO): ATP binding; protein kinase activity
Source: RefSeq, a predicted model, not a curated record
GCAGACAUGCCGGCCUCCAUCCCUGCCUUCUCAUGACUCCUCAAUAAUCGCAGAGGAUUUAUUGAUUAAGAUGAUGAGGAACUCUGAACAUUAAGCCGGGAUUACUUUUUUUCUAUUCUUUGUUUUCACGCGGCUCUAUGCAGAAAUUAAACACACUGAGAAAUCAGGGACACUGUGGACCUUCAGUGUUAACUGACAUCUAUUCUUAUGUGCUUUCUUUCAAUUUAACUCCGAAAGAAAUCCCUGCCGAAGCGUCUGCAGACAUGGGUCGCCAAGAGGCUGAUUAUAUGUGGAAGAAGGACACCGAUAACAUCCAGGAGAUCUUUGACUUCAUGGAAGAGUUGGGAUCUGGGGCCUUCUCAGAGGUUUACAUGGUGAAGGAGAAGAAGACGGGAAAGACGUUCGCCAUGAAGUGUGUGAAGAAGAAGCAGAAGAGGGAUCUCAAUCUGGAGAAUGAGAUAGCUGUGCUCAGAAGAAUCAAACACGACAACGUUGUGGGGAUGGAGGAUUUCUACGAAAGUCGGACCCAUUACUAUCUUGUCAUGCAGCUUGUUUCAGGCGGUGAGCUCUUUGACCGGAUCCUGGACCGGGGGAUGUACUCAGAGAAAAAUGCCAGCAGCGUGAUUCAGCAGGUGCUGCAGGCCGUCAGUUAUCUGCACCAAAACGGCAUCGUGCACCGUGACCUCAAGCCAGAGAACAUCCUGUACUACAGCCAGGAAGAAAACUCCAAGAUCAUGAUCAGUGACUUUGGCCUGUCAAAGAUGGUAGACAACGGCAUCAUGUCAACAGCCUGCGGCACUCCAGGAUACGUAGCUCCUGAAGUUUUGGCACAGAAGCCCUACAGCAAGGCAGUAGACUGCUGGUCUAUUGGAGUUAUCACCUACAUCUUACUCUGUGGAUAUCCCCCAUUUUAUGAAGAAAGUGAGACCCGACUCUUCUCCAAGAUCAUGAAGGCGCAGUAUGAGUUUGACUCACCCUUCUGGGAUGACAUCUCUGAAUCUGCGAAGGAUUUCAUACGUAACAUGAUGCAGAAGAAUCCCAACAUGCGCUACAGCACAGAUCAGGCGCUCAGACAUCCCUGGAUUAUCGGAAAGACAGCCCGGAGCCACGACAUCUACUAUUCCGUCAGCGUUCAGAUCCAAAAGAACUUUGCCAAGUCCAAAUGGAAGCAAGCCUACAAUGCUGCUGUAGCCAUCAACCACAUGAAGAAGCUGCAGCUGGCCCACUCAGAGCUGGUCCUGAGGCAGGCCAGCAUCCCAGACAUCAAGGUGAUCGACGUGUCCUCCCCGAUGAAAAACCGCAAACACCUCAACCCUGACAAGCUUGAUCCCAAAGUGGAGGAGGUCAACGGGAACAUACCCGCGGCACAGCAUAUGUCGCUGCCUCUGAGCCAUGUCGAACUAAAGAGCCACUUCCACACGCUGAAGGCCAGUCAGAGCCAGAGUGGCGGACACCACACGCCCACUAUAGCCGAACAGGGGAAGCAUGUCUACCACUCAGAGCCCGCCAACCUCAAUGGGUACGGCAAAAACCGUAACAGCAAGACGAUACAGACCGGAGUUUGCUCAGUCAUGUAAAGGCUUCAUGGAAGUUCACAUGGAAGAAAAGCAGCUUACUUGGUCAGUGUCGCUGAGUUCACUCAGCAUGCAGCUGUUUUGUGUCAGCAGCUCUCCCGGUACUGAGAAAGAGCAGUGGCUGAUACUUGGAUGGACCCGAGCGGUCUACGAGAUCCACUGUGGGACAUAUUGUCUUAGGAGGAGUGCCUAUGAAGUUUUUCAACACAGUUACACACCGAGAUGCACAAGACACACUUUAACUCAGACACACACAGCGUUUUAGACAGUAUUCAAGGGGUUAUCGUGCUUAGAAAUGGUCUCGCUCGGUCGCUGGGCUCCACGUCCUUUAUGGUGAAGUCAUCCCAGACUGCUGCUGUCUGAGAGUUUAACUCAUCAGAACACUUGGUGUUAGUGACAUACUCAAUGCAAUAAGAUACGUUCUUGUACUUGAUCAUGUGUAAAGCUUUAUCUUAUAGCCUACCUGCAUUUAUAAGCACGAUAGAAUAUAUAUAUAGAUAUAUAUAUAUAUAUAUAUUUCAAAAAUGCAUGCUUGCUGCUUCUAAUAAGCCAUAUUGGUAUAAGUUAUUCUGGUUAAGUUGUCUCGUAUUUUUUAUUUCAUGUGUAUUUUUGUUUUAUUUUAUUUUUUGUAAAUAUUUGCUUCCUUUUUUAUAUAAAAAAAAAUAUUUAAAAAGAGCAGAUCAGUCACAAGUUCAAAACUAAACAUUAUAUUGUAUAAUUAAACAAACAACUCAUCAACAGUGGAAAUGCCACAAGUAUAUCCGGAACUUGCCAAUUCAUAGCUCUCACAUGCCAUCAACCUAUAUGUUGGACUAAAUAUAUGGUAAUAGAUGUUUGUCCACCAACUGUAAGCAUUUCACUUUAGACAGUCUACUUUUUGUCUCUUCAGCUGUAUGUGGCUUUGUAUUGAUGUGUUCAGCAGAUAUUGAUCGUGUCUAUGUUUUGUGCUUGAAUUCCUGUAUGCACAGAAAUAAAACCUGU